AUGAACGCGUAAGGAUUGCGAUCUGGAACACGGAUCAGGAACGGCUUCGAGCUGCGACUGGUGACCCAGGUCUGGUAUCAGCACUCGAACAACAUCGCUUUGUGGUGGCAUGGUUCCAAAAACAUCUGAAGAUCUCCAUUGACACGAUGCCGAAAAACAUCAGCAGUGAAACAUCAGUCGAGGAUGAGAUCGCCUCGCUCAAGUAUCGGCGAGAUCGGGCUGCUCAUCUCCUCAAGCUGUUCAACGAUUAUAUGACUUUCCGAGUUGCCGAUGUACCUGAAGUGUUUUGGCUAGACGCUGCUGUCACUUCCCCGAUCGAGGGGCCGCCUUUCUUCACGAGAAUGUGGAACGAAGACUCUCGUUCCCAGUUCAGCGAUUCGCUGGGAUUUCAAUGCUCAGAUUGGAAGAACGUCACACCUGCUGCAUCUUUUGACGAGUUCAAGAUGCAUGGAGAUGAGAUGCGGCAGAGCUUGACGAAUCACCUUGAGACUAAGAAGUCUUCUCGCUGGAUUUCUGUCUGGGGUAGCAUGGAAGACGUACUUCACCGUGCUUACUAUCCGGAGUAUAGUCGUGCCAACUGUCAGGUCGCAAUCAUUAGUGUCCCAAAAUUGAAUCGCCUCGGAAUACUGUGGCAAAGCUCAGAUGACCUUACUGAAGACGUUGGCCUGGAGGAAGCCGCCAAUGCCUGGUGGGCCCAUGUUCUCGUGUAUGGCUGGAUACCAGCCCAAUGCGUGAUCCGAGUCUUUCCUUUCGAUCACUUUCAAAGCUUGUGCACGGAAAGGGGCAUCAGAAGUGAGUGCUCUGAGUCUAUCAGGAUGUGCAAAACUGACCGACUUAGCCGUCGUUCCUGCUGCUCGAAGACCUCUCGACCUGCUUCCGAAAAGGAGUAGUGUAAUGAAGGAGCUCGGCAUCGGAGGGGGAGCUAUGUAGAUGUAGGUAGCUUGGGGUCUGUGAGUACGCAGCUUUUCUCUCGUAGACAAGUAUUGCAAGAACCACGGUGAAGCAUGGUAGUGAGUCCUUGAGAUGGCCAGAUCCAGCACCUGCAGGUUCACACAUGUCUUCGAGAUGAUAUCAUGA
Molecule: messenger RNA, 1077 nt
Organism: Exophiala viscosa
Lineage: Eukaryota; Fungi; Ascomycota; Eurotiomycetes; Chaetothyriales; Herpotrichiellaceae
Exons: 2
Coding region: 147-890 (247 amino acids)
Source: RefSeq, a predicted model, not a curated record